AUGUUCCCCUCAAGACGCAAGUCUAUGUACCAUCGGGCGGGCAGCGGGUCCUGCCGGCUGCUGGGCAUCCUGCCUUGGAAAUGCUCCCUCUUUCAGCUCUUCUUUAUUGUCCUUUUGCUGGGAUUUCUCUCCCUGUUGUGGCUCCAGCUCAGUUGCUCGGGAGACGUGGCCAGAAAUCGAGGAGUUCAGGCCACAGUACCUGGGAAAUCCUGCACAUUUGAGCCUCUACCUCAGCUUCCUGAUGACCCUUCAUGGGGACCCCACCGGCUGGCCGUGGUGGUACCCUUCCGUGAGCGUUUUGAAGAGCUACUGGCCUUUGUACCUCACAUGCAUCGCUUCCUUAGCAGGAAGAAAAUCCGCCAUCACAUUUUCAUACUCAACCAGGUGGAUCAUUACAGGUUUAACAGAGCAUCUCUGAUCAAUGUGGGCUUCCUGGAGAGUGGCAAUGACACGGACUACAUUGCCAUGCAUGAUGUGGACUUGCUGCCUCUCAAUGAGGAACUGGACUACAGCUUCCCAGCUGCUGGCCCUUUCCAUGUGGCAUCACCUGAGCUUCACCCUCUCUACCACUAUAGCACCUAUGUGGGUGGCAUCCUGCUACUCACCAAGCAGCACUACCGAAUGUGCAACGGAAUGUCCAACCGCUUCUGGGGCUGGGGCCGAGAGGAUGAUGAAUUUUACCGUCGCAUCAGAGGGGCUGGACUUCAACUCUUCCGGCCCUCAGGGAUAACAAGUGGAUAUAAGACCUUUCAACACCUGCACGACCCCGCGUGGCGCAAAAGAGACCAGAAACGCAUUGCUUCUCAGAAGCAGGAGCAGUUCAAGGUGGACCGUACUGGAGGACUGACCAACCUGCAGUACAGAGUGGAAUCACGCACUCCACUGAGUGUGGCAGGAGCUCCUUGCACAGUCCUCAAUAUCUUGCUAGACUGUGACCCCAGUGAGACACCCUGGUGUGCCUUUGGCUGAGGCGCUCGCUGCACAGACUUCUUACUAUGUUACUACAGCAGCAGCUGGUUGCCAGGAUUGCAGCUGAACCCACAGAAGACAGAUUCCCCCCCACAGAAACUAACAGCAGGGCAUUGAUGCCUGUGGGUCAGAUGGUUAAAAAGAAGGCUGAGGAGUCCCAUCAGGUGACAGGCAUAUGCAGGGCAUUGCCUGUCCUGGGUGGAUACUGUAAGGUGACAAUGAAUGCAAA
Messenger RNA from Euleptes europaea (tarantolino), 1198 nucleotides. RefSeq names its product beta-1,4-galactosyltransferase 7 (gene B4GALT7). Bases 1 to 969 code for a protein of 322 amino acids. The transcript has 6 exons. Lineage: Eukaryota; Metazoa; Chordata; Lepidosauria; Squamata; Sphaerodactylidae. Gene Ontology annotation, biological process: proteoglycan biosynthetic process; carbohydrate metabolic process. The record is from RefSeq and is a predicted model, not a curated record. Gene Ontology annotation, molecular function: xylosylprotein 4-beta-galactosyltransferase activity.